AUGGACCGCGUUCUCGACAGGAGACGCAUCACAGGGCCGGAAGAUAGCAGACCGCCUGUAUUCGAUGACGAAGAUGCGCCUGUAACAUGGAAAGCUGGCGAGCCUCGACUGGGCAGGGGGGCGCAGGAUAUACGGCCCAUAUUCCUUAAAGCCGGAUUGAUCAACCAGGCGAAUGGGUCGUCAUAUAUUGAGACUGGACGCACAAAACUGGCAUGUGCCGUGUAUGGGCCGAGGCAGGCCAAGGGGACGGCAUAUCACGAAAAUGGGAGGCUGAACGUCGAGGUCAAGUUUGCGCCGUUCUCGUGCGCAGUCCGACGGGCACCUUUGAGAGAUGCAGAGGACCGAACAGUGUCCGAACUCAUUCACCAAUCCCUGAUCUCAGCCGUUCGAGUAGAGCUAUUCCCGAAAGCGGUCAUCGACAUCUUCGUCACUAUCAUUGAAUGCGACGGACUUGACAGCGCCAUUGCCGCAGGAACUAUCGCGUGCUCUACCGCCCUUGCCAAUGCAGGUAUCGAGAUGUACGGUCUGGUCGUCUCCUGCGCAGCGAUGUCUGUCAAGGACGAAAUAUGGCUGGACCCUGUAGAAGAAGAAGCAAAGCAAGCGACGGGAGUCGUUGUGCUUGCCUGUAUGCCUGCGUUAACCACUGUCACGAGCGUUCGGCAGGUGGGUAGUAUGCUGCCGAACGUUGCCUUCGAGGCAAUGGAUGUAUGCCAGACGAGGUGUACAGACAUCCAUCAAGUCGUCGCCCAAGCGCUUCUCGCGACACAACCUCCAGAAAGCAGUACAUAA
Molecule: messenger RNA, 789 nt
Organism: Peniophora sp. CBMAI 1063
Lineage: Eukaryota; Fungi; Basidiomycota; Agaricomycetes; Russulales; Peniophoraceae
Source: the annotation of a GenBank genome assembly